GUUUUGCUAAUUGUUAGCAUCCGCAGGCUAACUUUUUCUUUAUUUGGAGUCUCUGUUUAUCCCAAUUGAAGUAGCCAGAUUUAACUCGGCGCUUCAGAGCAUUUGACGCAAAUGUAAGUUUUUAAUAAUUUCAAAGAAACCCUCGACCAUGAAUGGGAGUACAAAUCCGCUGCUGGAUAAAGAGGAGCAUGUUUUGAAGCUCGGAGAAAGCUUCGAGAAGAGGCCAAAAUCUUCAUUUCACACCAUCAGAUAUGACUUCAAACCAGCAUCUAUUGAUACGAGUUGUGAAGGAGAGCUGCAAGUUGGGAAAGGAGAUGAAGUUACCAUUACAUUACCUCACAUUCCAGGCUCCACGCCUCCUAUGACAGUAUUUAAGGGAAACAAGCGACCAUAUCAGAAGGACUGUGUUCUCAUCAUUAACCAUGACACAGGUGAAUUCGUCCUGGAAAAGCUCAGCAGCAGCAUCCAGGUGAAGAAAACAAGGGCAGAGGGGAGCAGUAAGAUCCAGGCCCGAAUUGAGCAGCAGUCAGUUCGCUCCAGCCAGCAGAGCUCUCAGUUCCGGGCCCCAACCAAACCUGGAACUGGAAUCAAAACCUCGCCCUCCCAAACUAAGGACAACCCCUCUCCCGAGCCGCAGCUCGAUGACAUCAAGAGAGAGCUGAGAGCGGAAGUGGAUGUUAUAGAGCAGAUGAGCAGCAGCGGCAGCAGCAGCUCCUCGGACUCAGCCAGUGCCUCGGGGAGCGGCGACGACAGCAGCAGCAGUGACGGUGAGAAUGACGCACCGCGGCUGCUCAGCCAGACCUCCCCCAGCCGCCUCCCUGUUGUCAACGGAGGAGUCGACCGGCAGCAGGGCAACAACCAGCUCAUGAACACACUCCGAAACGAUCUUCAGCUCAGCGAGUCGGGCAGCGACAGUGACGACGACUGAACUGUGGGUCAGUCUUUCCUCCUUCACCUCAUCCUCAUCUUCCUCUUUUCUGCCUGAUUAAUUAGUUUCUUUGCUGUGAUAGCUGACUCCAUCCCUAUAUUGUAGUGUGGCUGUUUUUAAAAGUUUUAUUUUAGUACUUCCUUAAAGAUGGCCACAUAGACACGUUAGGAGUUUAUUUUUAUUAGAUGUAUAUUUUGUUUUGGAAGAGUUUUACCGGAGAGUGAUGGAAGAUUAUAUCUAGAGCAUUCAUGCAUAUUUUAAAUAUUAAAAGAAGCUAGUUUUAUCAGCCGAAUACUUCUAUUUUUAUUAAGUUUUGAUUUUAUAUUAAAAUGAACAAGAUAAAGGUUUCAGUCGGAACCACCCACAUGUUCCUCCCCGUAUGUCACACAAAGCUGUGGACAUCCUCUCUUUAUGUUAUUGUUAUUAGCACUUCUUUCGGCACGAAUCAAACUUACAUUCAUAUUCGUUCUCUUUCUUUAAAUACUAAAAGAUUAUAGUGCAAAAACAGUGUUUAAAUAACCUUUUAGUUAUUUCACAUUUGAUUCUUUAGCCACUAAAUAGCUUUAGUGGCUAUUUGGCACUACAAAAAACAAGAGGAAAUACAUUUUACCUGCCCUAUUUUUCAAAAUGAGAUUUAGUGACUUUUCAUUAAUUAUAUUGAAAGUGAGGAUGUUUACAAUUGGUAUAAAAGCUGCUCAUACAAGUUCCUUAUUAUAGUAGAUUAAUAACAUCUUGGAUGAUGUUCUUUUCCCCCUGCCACAAGAUGGCAGACCGUAUUCAAAAUUAAAACAGAAACCUAGUCAAUGAGAGACAUUCAUUGAACAGGUUUAUUUGUUAUACCAAAAAAAUGGGUUCUUCCAAACUUGGUUUGGUUUCUCCGGAAGGUAAUGUAAUGAUUUGUUUGUGUUGGACUUUCGCUUACCCUCACUGUUACUCAUUGUGUUCCUCUUUCUCUGAAAUAGCAACAGAUGUAGAUUAGAAAAUGGAUAAAAUCAACCAUUGUGUAUUUGAAACUGGAUAACCAAAAAAAAAAAAAAAAAAAGGUUACAAUUUCCAGUUUACUCUCAGCUCUUUUGUUGAUUGCAGAGAGUGUUACUAUCUGAGAGCCGUGUGUACCGUGUCUACCCUUCAGCUUGGACCCAUGUUCUCAUUAAUGUUUGAUUUUUGUAUGUUAUUUUUGGUCUUAGGUUCAGGUACUUGAAGCAUCAUCUCUGUGUUUUAGAGAUUUGACAUUAUUAUUCAGCCCUCCCAAGCCAAUCAUUGAGGCAGUUAUUUAAAAUUAUAUAAAGGCUCUACAUUAUAGGAGACUUGAAGCCAAAAACAAGCCUAUAGGAUAACUUUUGUUUGUUUCAGACAUGUGUUGUUUGUUGACCCAGAAAUAUACUAGGUCACAGGACCUUUAAAUGUUACUAAUUUUAGUUUAGUAACAAAAGUAAAUGUAAUAUACGCAGAAAACACCAAAGAAUAGAACUUGUCCAGAGAAAGACAUUCAGGAUUGUUGAUCGUGUUCAGUUUACAGUUUUACAGUCUUUUUGUGCAAACAGUAUAAUUGGUUACUUUGUUGUUGUUUUUUAACUGACCUGCAAACAUUUUUGUGUUUGGUAUUAUUAUUUACAGUUACUAAUAAAGAAGAGUCUCAGUAUUAAAAUUGGCCUAAACAUGAAAUAGUUUUUGUAAAAGAUGUCAUAGAGAAAAAAACUUUUUUCAUUAUUACAAAGUAACUCAUAAUUACAUUUGGAAACUUGUAGAAAGUUUUAGAUCACAUUUAAAAUUACUUUACAUACAAAAUAGACUGUUUUACACUUGUCAAAAACUGAUUUAAUUCUUUUCUUGUUAAAAUGAAUGCUCCAUUGCUCCAGUUCUGACCUGUAUUAUUGCGAGCAAAACCGCAUGCAUACAGACAUACACACCUGGUCUGUUAGGUGUGUAUGUACAUUCUCUAGUCUGCUAGAGAAGAAAUAUGAGUGAAUAUACUUUUACAUCAUUAAGGUUCAUAGUGUCAGAUUUCAUUACUCUUUUUUUUACUCUUUCAUGCUCCAAUGUAUCGACAUCAGUUGCAGAAUCAUUACAAAUGCAUGCUGUAGCACUAAAUAACAAUACAUUAGAGACAGCAGGGCUUAUUUAAAAGAAGCUGGAAGGUGUGUUUUGCCAGAGGUGAUAAAAGAGUGUAUCCUCUAAUUUGCAACCUGGGGUUUUGUCUCUUUUUCUUCUUUGUGAAUCACAAAACAAUCCCACCUCAGUAAGUUAAAGGAUUAUUCCACUUUUUUUCUUGGAUGUGUAAGCUAGAUUUCUCUGAUUUGUCCUGUAUGGAGAUUUUACUAACAUUCACUGCUUUUAAAUCAGCCAUUUUUAACUGUGAUCCUUAGGAGUAAAUUCAGUUUUGGUGAAACCACAACCAGAGUUAUAUAUAAAAACAACAACCGGAUGAUUCCCUAAUGAGUAUUGGGCUCAUUGUAGAUAAAAUAAUAUUUUUAAAAAUCCACAGAGAAUUAUAAACAUAUAUAUAUAAACAUAAUCAUAAAUAUGUUCAGCUCAUUCUAGUUGUGAGCUGGAAAAUGAUAGGCUUAGAUAUUUGUUUUGGUGCUCAGUACUAUACGCAAUACAAGCCUAUAACUAUAUGUUUCUUUUUAUUUUAUGCAUGAAAAUACAAACGGAACAUGUUUACAGCUCUAUGCCGAAUGUAGACUGGAAAUAAUGACUUCCAGCUUAAGCGGAUAUUCUUCCGUUUUCCACCACGAAUUAAAAAAACAUUCAACUUUGAAGUGCAAAGAGAAUGCAAAUAACCUUCCUAGCUAAAUCAAAUGAACAAACUAGAUUGUCAACUUUUUAAUAUCCAAGGAAAUGUUAGUGUUGCUUAGUUUAUUUUUUGGCAUCUGGUAAAAGUGUAAGGAUCAAAUGUUGAUUUAAUAAACUCCAAAAAGAAAUCAACACAUUUUUUUUAUUCUGUUGUUUCCGAUGCAAACUGUAAAAGUCUGGCAAAAGUGUGCAGUUGUUUUACUUACUGUGUUGUAUUUGUUAUUUUAGUUUUGUGUGUCUUAGAAAUGUAUUUAUGUGAAAUUUGGAUUGUAUUAAGUUUGCAAAUUUCAGUAAAAUAGUUUCCCACAUUGAUGGUGAAGAAUUCCAUUUUUA
Poeciliopsis prolifica (blackstripe livebearer) is the source of this 4057-nucleotide messenger RNA. It is a transcript of the gene eaf1, whose product is annotated as ELL associated factor 1. The record is from RefSeq and is a predicted model, not a curated record. The transcript is spliced from 6 exons. The coding region runs from base 149 to 928 and encodes 259 amino acids. Gene Ontology annotation, biological process: regulation of transcription elongation by RNA polymerase II; positive regulation of DNA-templated transcription. Gene Ontology annotation, molecular function: transcription elongation factor activity. Gene Ontology annotation, cellular component: super elongation complex. NCBI's taxonomy places the organism in Eukaryota, Metazoa, Chordata, Actinopteri, Cyprinodontiformes, Poeciliidae.